Molecule: messenger RNA, 345 nt
Organism: Tachysurus vachellii
Lineage: Eukaryota; Metazoa; Chordata; Actinopteri; Siluriformes; Bagridae
Gene: pmchl
Product: pro-melanin-concentrating hormone, like
Exons: 1
Coding region: 1-345 (114 amino acids)
Biological process (GO): behavior; chemical synaptic transmission
Molecular function (GO): type 1 melanin-concentrating hormone receptor binding; melanin-concentrating hormone activity
Source: RefSeq, a predicted model, not a curated record
AUGAAGCUGAGCGUCUUCUCCGUACUUUUUUUCGCCAUCGCCUUCUUGUCUGAGGCACUUCCACUGAGUAACAUUGAAGACAUAAACCUCAUCCAAGACUCUACUGGAGAAGAACUGGCUGAAAACUUUGUGGGAUCCGGACCAGGCGUUACUAAGAUCAUCCUGGUGGCAGACGCCGGCCUGCUGAGAAUGCUGACGGCUCUGGAAAAGAAAAUGCCUGAGAGGAUCCUGAAUCCAGAUCGCAGAGAUGGAAGCCCUGACCUCGGCUCCAGUAUCUCCAUCAUAAGGAGGGACACCAAGAGGUGCAUGGUGGGAAGGGUCUACAGACCAUGCUGGGAAGUCUAG